This is a messenger RNA of Emiliania huxleyi CCMP1516, 424 nucleotides long. RefSeq lists its product as hypothetical. The transcript has 3 exons. NCBI's taxonomy places the organism in Eukaryota, Haptophyta, Isochrysidales, Noelaerhabdaceae. Bases 1 to 291 code for a protein of 96 amino acids. The record is from RefSeq and is a predicted model, not a curated record.
AUGCCACCGAAGGCGCUGUCGAGACAGUGGCACGCACACGAGCUGCGGCCGUGCCACUGUCAUAGCGGCGAGGCGCGGGACCGUCUGACCAAGGUGCAGCGGACCGACCUGGUGGGCAAGCGGAUGAUGAAGACCUUUGGCGGCCAUGGCACCUUCGUCGGAGAUAUCGUCUCUUACGACCCGGAGACGGGGUGUUACCAGCAGGUCACCUAUGAGGACGGCGACAAGGAGGGCCUCUCGCGAGCCUCUGUCCAGGCUGGCGUGCGGCGAUUCCAGGCCCAGGCAAAGUGAUGCGAUCCGUCUCGCCGAGGCGCGCUUUUAGAUGUUAGAGACUUUGUGCGUUUGGAGCAGUGCGGACUGUCUGUGCAGGAGCAGAGUGCUGGGGUCUCACCCGUUUAGUUGAUUUGUAGUAUUGUUCUGUGUG